Messenger RNA from Cladophialophora carrionii CBS 160.54, 894 nucleotides. RefSeq lists its product as uncharacterized. The record is from RefSeq and is a predicted model, not a curated record. NCBI's taxonomy places the organism in Eukaryota, Fungi, Ascomycota, Eurotiomycetes, Chaetothyriales, Herpotrichiellaceae. Bases 1 to 894 code for a protein of 297 amino acids. The transcript has a single exon.
AUGCUCCUGCGCUUGAGAAGAUUGAAGCUCGAUUUCUCAUCCACGAAGCCCUCGAGUCGAGAUCAUCUGACCAUGGAACCAAUCCCGCCAACAUUUCCGACCUAUAUCAGCUAUGGUAACUAUCUCUUCGAGAUCGCAAAGCUCAUGGUCGGACACCACAAAGCGACCAUCAGAUCAACAACACCAUACACCAAGUAUGAGCAGGUUCUGGCGUAUGAUGCACAGAUGCGAACGCUGGCGCCCACGGGCAUGCCGCGGUACUUCCAUGUUGUCGAGCCGACUCAUCCAUCAUGGCCAGAAUGGGUCCCUUGGGCAAGGCGGAGCCUGACAAUAUGUUUCGCGCAUAAGAUGAUCAUGAUACAUCGCAACUUCAUCCGGCAGAGUUUCACCAAUCCCGCUUAUUCCAUGACUCGGACGACUUGCGUUGCUGCAGCGAAGGCCAUCUUGAAAGAAGCCAACUUGGCAAAGGACCGGGCUGGUCCAAUCAUCUGGGUCGACAAGGCCUUUUGCGUGGCGGCCGGGAUGGUGCUGUGUUUGGACAUAUUCCACCGCUCAGAAUCCGAUCCAGAGUUUAAAAGUCACAAAGAGCGUAUCACUAAAUGCAUCCAGUUCCUAAGACGGUACGACACAAGCACAAUCGCCGUUCGAGGAGCCAAGGUCUUGAUAUUUUUGCUGGCGGAAAGGGACAAAGUGGCAUUGAGCUUGACAUCGCUGCCGCAUGUGAUUGACCUGUCCAGGUUGCUGCACGCGUUGGAGGCAGAAACAGGAUUCGGUCCAACAUCUGAUCAGCAGUCAAGGUCGAUACCACCAUUGCUUCCGUCGCAAGCCGGGUUUCGGAAUCACUUCAUCUUUGAUCCUCUGCUCCAGUUCGGUUACAAUCCACCAUUGACUUAG